CCGCGCUCGGUGCAGCCGCUCGCCGCCGCCUACGAGGCGCGCCGGGGUCGCUACGGCCCUGGCGACUUCGACUCCGGCGAGCUCGCCAUCCCGCCGCCCAAGCUACUCACCUCCCACAAGAAAUUCAGAGAAGCCGUCAAACUGAGCAUCACUGUGAAGCUUUAAUUGAGCUGCCUUUCGCUGUCAAGGCUUCCAUGGGGACUUCAUCUGAAGCUGCUCUCUCGUAUUUCAGUCUCCGCUUUGAUUAACUCAAAUCAAACUAGAUUGGCAGUGGUCUGAGGAUGCAGAAUUUCACAAACCGUGGGGAAUCUGCACUGCAUCUUUGCAUGAAUUCUUUAAGCGGAUCAGGGGAAAGAGAGGGACACAACAAUACAUACAGCAAGUGAAAACCAACAGCUUACACACACAAAAAUUCAUCAAGUCCGUGUAGGAUGCAGCAGAGUCAAUCUUGGCGGCCCUUGGUUUAUCAUAUUGUAAGCACUAUUGUCCUAUAGGAGGAGGAUUCCGUCCUUUUGCUCAGAUAAGUGAAGAACUGCCGUGCUUAUUUAACGUUCACGUUGCUGUCAGCCUGAGUCUACUUCUUGGACUGGUCAAGCCAGCGACCCAACCAUGAGCUUCUGCUUUUGUUCCUUCCUGCUGACCACUUUUCCAUGCCAACCAUGGAGUUUGGGAAAUUACAUCCUUCACUUUUCUUCUUGCAAAGACAUGAGUGAUCUGCUUAGCUUCUACUUGGAAGAAAACACUAAAUGUGCAGGAGCUAAUAAGUGAGACAAAGUACAGACUGUAUAACUGGAAAGAAGCUGACUUUGUUUAUGUACUCUCAGCAUGUUACUAGUGUUAUAAUUCAGGCACCCAGUGAUUCGGCAGUCAUCCUGGAGAUGGAAAAAGAUAUAGACAGAUGGUUACUAAAGUAUCGGGUUAAGAAAUACACCAAUGCGCAGCCUACUUUGAUCUGGCCAAUGCGCAUCAGGGGUGAUCGUCUAUAUAUCAUCAGAAAAAUGAAAGGAGGCCAUCUCCCCCAAAGUGAAAGGACUACGGAAUAGCCUUAGAGGAGUGACCUCCCCAUUUUGUUUCAUUUCACCCGUUUCAUUCAUUGAGUCUAUGUUUUCAUCGAAAAGCUUGCACUUCAAAUUGGCUUGUUUCAUAAUUUUGCAAUAAGAUUGACAGGAAAAGCACUGCUAGUUCAAAUAAAUAUACCUUCUUUCUUAGGUUCUUUGUUACGACGAAACAUCUGAUAUUAUUCUUCUUAGAGGGGAUAAUACGUUUCUCUCGCUCUUCCUUUUGCUUUGUUUGUGCUAUAACUAGUUGUCUUUCUAUUGGAAAUUGAAGGCAGCAAAAGCGGAGACUAUAUCAUUAGAAGAUAAGAGUAGUCUUUUCCUUUCAUAUUAACUCUGACAUACUAAGUUGUGACAGGUACCAGAAACAGGUACACUUUUAGGAAGAGCCAGCAUUGCUGCUGUCGAGGUGUUAGAUACCCUCGGGAGUAGCAUGACAAAUUUAAAUCAUGGCAGUGGAUUUCUCUCUGGGGGAACAAAUCGAGGCAAUAGAGUCUGUAUUUUAGCAUUUGAAGUCGCAAACACAAUAGCUAAAGCUUCCAAUUUGUGGAGAUCUUGCUCCGACACGAGUAUAAAGGAAUUGAAGGAAGAAAUAUUGCGUUCAGAUGGAGUGCAAAUAUUGGUCUCCUCAAAUUCCAGUGAACUAUUGUAUAUUGCUUAUGUUGACAAAAGGGAUGAACUUGACAUCUUUUCAAGAGAAGUAAUUCGAUUUGGUAACCUGUGUAAAGACCCAACAUGGCAUAACUUAGGACGCUAUUUCAACAAAUUAACGACAGAUUUUGCGCCUCAGGAUCAUUCAAAAGAGCAUAUGGAAACUACUAUCCAGCAAUUGAUCAAUUUGGCUCAAAAUACUUCUGAACUCUAUCAUGAAUUGCAUGCGCUGGACAGGUUUGAGCAGGAUUUUCAAAGAAAAUUUCAUGAAGAAGAGUCAGUGCCAGCAGCCAGACGUGAGAGUGUUAUGAUCUUGCAUAGUGAACUAAAGCGCCAGAGAAAGCUUGUGAAAACUCUCAAGAAGAAGUCUUUGUGGUCUCGAACUUUAGAGACGAUUGUGGAGAAGCUUGUUGAUAUUGUCGUAUUUUUACAUAAGCAAAUUCGGGAUUCAUUCAGUGAAGCUGUUUCUGUAGGUGCUGACCUUUUCAAUUCAGAGCAAGCUCAAAACAAAAGACUAGGUUCCUGCGGUCUAGCCUUACAUUAUGCGAACAUAAUCAAUCAAAUUGAAAAUAUUGUUUCUAGACCACUCUCUCUUCCUCCUAGUGCUAGGGACAAUCUGUAUCAUGGUCUGCCAGUAACAGUGAAGUCAGCUCUCAGAUCGCGAUUGCAAUCAGUUAAUGCCCAAGAAGAGCGUACUGUAGCUCAAAUUAAAGCUGAAAUGCAGAAAACUCUUCGCUGGAUUCUACCGAUUGCUGAAAAUACAAUAAGAGCACAUCAAGGUUUUGGAUGGGUCGGCGAAUGGGCAAACCUUGGUUGCGAAAUGAACAAGAAAUCAGGCUCCCAGCUCAGUAUCACCCGUGUCCAGACUCUUCAUUACGCCGAUAAGGCAAAGACGGAGCAAUACAUGCUCGAUCUGGUGGUGCUGCUCCACCAUUUAGUUGUCCAGGUGAAGAACAGAGGCUAUGGGAGCAAGUCCUCAAAGCACGACCAGUCCCGAUCCCGCAAGGGAAUGGAUCUUCAACCUGAAUCCAAGCUCAACACAUCUCCAGUGAACAACGCCACAUAUCCGAGCCCGUUGUCGGAGUCCGAACGCGAGACGCUGGACCACCUGAGCUUCAAGAGGACGGGCUACGGUAGGAGCAAGAGCUGCGAGCCUCCACCCAAUAGAGGGAAGAAGGCACAUCGAACCUGGGAUUCAUGCCGGAGCCAUGGCAGCUCGCCGGCGAGGGAAUUCGGUAGGAACUCAGCUUCAGAGCUUGACAAGACGAUGGACCUGGAUGUAAUAGAUGGGUUAGAUAGACUGACUUCUUACCACCCAACAUCCCCCACAUUUUGUUAGGUAUAUGCUGCACAAAAAUAGGUAUUCUUUUGGUGUUCCUACGGUUGAUUGAUCGUAUAUAUAUCUUGUAAAUGUGUGUGAUCUACCUAUAUAUUCUCUUACAUGUACAUAUAUACAUAGCUUAGUAGUACAGCCCUGAGUUUGAGUGGAAAUAUAGCAAGAUCACAAGUGAUGCUCUAUGCCUCGUUCCCA
This is a messenger RNA of Oryza sativa Japonica Group (Japanese rice), 3237 nucleotides long. The record is from RefSeq and is a predicted model, not a curated record. NCBI's taxonomy places the organism in Eukaryota, Viridiplantae, Streptophyta, Magnoliopsida, Poales, Poaceae.